Messenger RNA from Podarcis raffonei (Aeolian wall lizard), 3507 nucleotides. RefSeq lists its product as uncharacterized. NCBI's taxonomy places the organism in Eukaryota, Metazoa, Chordata, Lepidosauria, Squamata, Lacertidae. The coding region runs from base 1511 to 2572 and encodes 353 amino acids. The transcript is spliced from 13 exons. The record is from RefSeq and is a predicted model, not a curated record. Gene Ontology annotation, cellular component: cytoplasm.
UCUUUGGUGGGUAUAAUCUGAAUUUCUACUUUAUUUAGAGUCAAGCAAAUAAAAACCAUAAGCAAAAUGUAGGCUUCUAUAUGUAGUAUAUUUAGGGAAAAUAGUGGCUUGUCAAUUAAUUAACAUUUAUUAGAUUUCAUAGAUGCUUUGAAACAAACAGGAGUCCUUCUUUUUUACCUCUUGUUUUUUCUUGUCUUUCCCCUUUCUUCUUUUCUCAACUUUCUUGCAGUUCUCCAUAUUGAUACAUACAGCAGUGUAUCAAACUCUUACUUUUGUUUUCUGGGUUUCUGGGGUUUUUCCUGUUGUUAUUCUGUCUCUCACAGCUACAAUAAACCUACUAUUAAAAUUAUGGACUGGUCAUUUCUUUGUCAGAGGGCAAACGGGCAAAUUUAGCAGGGGAUCAAAUACUUUCCCCCCUCACUGUAUCAAUGAAUAUAAUGUCAGAGGAACAAUGGCCGCGGUUGCUAGGUUGCUAAGGUCAUUGUGACACACCCUAUACGCCUCAUGAACAUGUCAGGUGAGCAAAGGUGAUUUGGCAAGAGAGAAGCUUCAUGCUUCUGUUGGCCAUUUUAUGACCGCUUCUAACAUUUCUAUAUUGAGACAGAGAGAGAGUGUGUGACUGAGUGUGUGAGGGGGGGGAAAUGUAAGUUGGAUUUCUUAGCUGAUUCUGCCUUCUGGUUCCAGCUUUGUCUAGGGCAGUCUGAGGGGAGUUCCUUUCUCCCCAGGCAAUGCAGGUUCUGUGCACAGCAUAGCUAGUGAUAGCAAAUAGUCCAUAAUCCUAACCAUGGUUACCACCACAGUGCCUUCCAGAUGUCUUUGGACUCCAACUCCCAUCAUCCCCAGCCAGCACGACCAGGGAUGAUGGGAGUUGUAGUCCAACAAUGUAUUAGCUCCCCCCUGCCCUGAUCUAAACCUUCAAGCACUUCCUUCACAAGAUAGCCUAUUUGCCUAUGACAGCAAGCACAUGUGGCCCCAGUUCAGUCUAGGUGUGUAGAGCAGGAGGAUACUGCCAGCCUAUCUUCUCCCACUCUGUUUUAGGCUGUCAAAGCUACAGAAGCUGUUUUCAAAGAGCAACUCCAAACAAGAUCUGGGGAAAGGAGGAAGCGACAGCCAAGAUGCUGCAGCUUCAUCAAAAGCCAAGUCCCAGGACCGGAGGUUUGAACAUUUCUAUAGCCAUACAGAAAGCAGUGUGGGCAAAGUUGCAUUCUCUUCCCUUCCCAAGCUGAAAUGGUUCCAUCUGUCCAGGAGAAAGAACUCUAUCACGCUGAGGAAUUGGGAUAAAUUAAGCACGUUCUGGAGCUGCUGUGGAACCCAAAAGGUCUGGUCCCAAGAAUGUAAGGUUCUGGAACCUAAGCAAGAGUCAAGGAGCUUGUCCACAGUUUUAGAUUCAACAUCAACAAGCCUCAACCACUUCUCCACCUCCUCUGUCUUUUCAUCUACUUCCAACGGGUCGGAUGUGAAUGACAGCAUUGAACUAGAUGGUGAUGCUGUCAACAUCAUCCUCAAGCGCAUGGAGGAGGAAGACAAGAGCAAACAGGAUGAGAACGGGGACAUUAGUUUCCUCAGCGCCAUCUCCGCUUUAUGCAUCGCUACACAGCAUAAACGACGGAACAAACUGAAACUUCUGUACACCAAAGACGAAUUAACAGAGGCUGUUGUGGUGGUGAUGGAGAAACUCCCGGUUCACUCUGUGCCCACAUCAGUUCUGCCGUGCUGCAUGGUGGCCAUUUACAACUUGAGUAAAAUCAAGCCUCCACUUGAUCCAGAACUGGAGUCGUGUGUCUUGCGGUUGGCUAUGCAUGGGGUUUUCACGAUGGACAUUGGGACUGGGGACGCCACCAAACAGGCGCUGUAUAGAACAACUUCAGCGACGCUCGAAAUCCUGCUCAGGUCAUUAUUAGCAGAGGAUCCGACCACCAAGCAUCUGCUGAGGAUCUUAAAACACAUCCAUUUUUGGAUACACUCGAAGUACAAAGUGGAGAGAAUCAGAGCUAUCAAAAGCAGUGCUGCGCUCCUACGUUUUGCUGUCCUUAUGCCAGAUUUUGAUGCUACUUGCAAACUCCCAGAACUGGGGCACCAUGUGGCAGAGCUGGCAAUUUGUAUUGGGGACCCCCAAGCAGCAGUCAGCCGACAUGCCAGGGAGAGUAUCUUCCGUCUCUACGAGCUGCUCCUGCACCAGAAAGGGAUACGCAUGAAUAAUGCCGAAGAACUCUGGUGCAGGAGGUACCAAGAAGAGAAGAAGAUGCUCUCUUACAUAAACAUGAUGAAAGUUGGAGAGGUGUUUGGGACGUUCUUCAAUGAACAACAAAGAAGAUCCUUUCUAAGAACAGCUUUGUUAGCUAUUUAUAGUCCGGACCGGAGGGUCAGUGAAGCAGGGAUCCUCCUUGUUUAUUCUAUCCUUGGGAAUGCAAAAGAACUAAUGGAUGUGGAGGAAAAACAAGUAAAGAAAAAUAUAUGGCAUCAGCUCCACAAAUUUCGAGUUUGCAAUGAGUUGCCUGUGGCGGUACAAAGCCUCUCUGCAAGCAAAGGUGACGUGCUGAUGGAGGAUCUUGAUGAUUACGUACAGUUGUAAAACAACCGCCCACAUCUCUCCACUUUCUGUCCCCCUCCCCUCUUCCUUUCUCCCUCCCUCCCUCCCUUUCUUCCUUAUGUUUUCUCCAGGUGGCUAUGUGGGGCCAGAGCUUUUGGGUUUCACAGGAUCUCCAGAGCUCACUUAAAAGAAAAAAAACAUUUCCCCUAUUCUCCACGGAGAUGGAUUUUCUUCCCUCUGGACAGAUGGAACAGCUUCCUUUUGGGAAGAGGACUUUGUGUAGUGGAGGAUGGAGACAAAACUAGAAUCAGCUGGCUCUGCCUUUCGUUGGCUCUGGCGCCACCUACUGUUGGGCUCCUUGCCUUCUGCCCCAUCAGCUCCAAUGUGGCUUCCUGGCAGCAUUUUUCAUCACCUUGCUGGCUGGGUAAAUGUAAUCCCACCAUCCCUCUGGGAAAGGGGGACACAUUUUACUGCUUCUGUCCAGACCACCAGAAGGUGGCCCUCAAGAAAUGGCUGGAGGAGACUGGGACACACAGGGCUGAGAAGAGUAAACCAGGACCCUGUCUGGGUUUUCUCCUGCCCCUUAUUUUCAUUGCUUGCCUUGCUGAUUAAUGCUAUCAUCCCCACCAUUCCUGUGCGAGAAGGGAAAGAAAGGGGACAGACAACAUUUGCUGUUUUCUGCUUGAAUGCUGCGAGGAAUGAGUAGAAGGAGAAAGCAACAACACAACAGAUUUGUUUCCCCCGGAAAAAUAAAGAUGGCAAGACGACAUAUUUGAAAAGUAACAGGAGAUAUGGAAACAGAUUAACACUAGCGAAAAUACAAGGAAAUUAAUUUCUUGGGAAUUUCAGAGUUUUGAACAUUAUUUUUUAAAGCAAGAUACAGUCACAACGAUUAAGGCGGCAGAAAACAGACUGGGGUACAGACUGGCAAUAUCGGAGAAUCAAUUUAUAGUCUGAGAAUAAAUAUGGAUAAUUUU